Molecule: messenger RNA, 1290 nt
Organism: Gadus morhua (Atlantic cod)
Lineage: Eukaryota; Metazoa; Chordata; Actinopteri; Gadiformes; Gadidae
Gene: nxnl2
Product: nucleoredoxin like 2
Exons: 2
Coding region: 230-703 (157 amino acids)
Biological process (GO): photoreceptor cell maintenance; visual perception; sensory perception of smell
Source: RefSeq, a predicted model, not a curated record
GCAUCCCAUUGGUUGAGAUACGAGCAUUAGAAUGACCUCAAUCUCAUCGGAACAUGAACACACACUCUACAGCAGGUAAAUAUAUUAGCAAGUUUAGAUGAUUCGGUCGUAGACGAACACCUUCAAAGCCUUUACACAGAGUUAGAACAAGUUUAUAACCUCUCACCUGUCAAAGUCAGUUUAUAUAUUCUCCAGGCCUUGUUAUCUGAGUGCGUUGUGUUGUGGAGCCAUGGUCGAAGUGUUCUCCGGACGAACUCUCUUGAAUAAAGACGGGGAUUUCGUUGACCCCGAACUGGCGCUGAGGAACAAAGUGGUUGGGAUCUAUUUUUCUGCGAGUUGGUGUCCACCCUGUCGAGACUUUACGCCUAUUUUGUGCGAUUUCUACACUGAACUCGUGGAAGAAGGCGAACCCCCUGCACAGUUUGAGAUAGUUUUCAUAUCGUCCGAUAAGUCGAGUGACGACAUGGUUGAAUAUUAUCAUGAUAUGCAUGGGGACUGGCUUGCCCUACCAUGGACCGAUGAUUUCAAAAAUGAACUGAAACAGCACUACAAGAUCACAGCGGUGCCCAAGCUGGUGAUAGUGAAGGAGAACGGCCAGGUGAUUACGGAUAAAGGAAGGAAACAGAUCAGAGACAAGGGCCUGGCCUGCUUCAGGACAUGGCUGGAGGCGGCGGAGAUCUUUCAAAACUUCAACAGCUUCUAAAUGGUACACAACAUUGUUGGACGAAAGGGGGAGGACACUGGGUUUAUAGUUUUUAUUUCUGUGGAAUGGUUCACCUUUUUGGAGAUGUUGCAGAAGUAAAAUGUAGCCUGGGAUGUUUUUUUUUCCUUAUUAUAACCUUUUGUAUUGUUUCAGUUUUGUUGCAAUCGAUUACAAAACUAUGCAAAACUACAUUCAGGUCCCUAAAGCAACUUAUUUUGAUUUUUUUUUUUUAUUAUGAAAACCUAUUUGUCCUUUUUUUUAGACCUGAAUGAACGCUAAUGUAGUACUAAGUGUAGUACUAGUCUACACGUAGACAAUGUUAGAAAUUAACCUCAAUAACUUGAGAUAGGUAGUGUGAUGAUGACUUGCUGCCGAAUGUACACUUAAAAAGAGCUUGACAUGUAUUCUGACAAAUGUUUGGAUAAUAUUUAUUUUUUAAAUGGUUUUAUAUAUUUUAUAUAAUUUCACAUACAUUUGAACAUGUAUUCCAGAAAUAGCACACCUUCAAAUUGGUCAUAUUACAAGAGUUAAUGAAAUAGUUUAUUUGGUUUAUUCAUAAAAACAAUAAACAAAAUAUUUGUCGCUUA